Messenger RNA from Drosophila subobscura, 1933 nucleotides. RefSeq names its product diacylglycerol kinase epsilon (gene Dgkepsilon). NCBI's taxonomy places the organism in Eukaryota, Metazoa, Arthropoda, Insecta, Diptera, Drosophilidae. Bases 116 to 1735 code for a protein of 539 amino acids. The transcript has 4 exons. Gene Ontology annotation, molecular function: ATP-dependent diacylglycerol kinase activity. The record is from RefSeq and is a predicted model, not a curated record.
UGUCCGGUAAUUAGCAGUCGGUAAUCGGGAUGUUGGCUGAAGAAAAACAAACGAAUCGUAAAUAUGCCGAAAAUUGCAAUUAUUUAGCAUAAUUAUAGGAUCUUGUGCACGCACCAUGGACAUUGCCACCAUUGAGCUGAGCGUGGAGGCGCUCAUUGGCUCGUUGCUGGCACUGGGCGUGAUCUUUGCCUUCUGUCGCAGUAUUCUGGCCGAAGAUGUUGUCAUUAGCAUAUUAACGGGAAAAUCACGCCACAGCUGGAAAUCAAUAAAAAUCAUCGAGCAGGCCUGCUUCUGUAAUGUUUGCGAGAUUUUGCUUACACCCUCGGCUGGCCUCUUCUGCGACUGCUGCGGUCUUUGCACGCACGCAGUGCCGGUAUGCCAGCGGCAGGCGGACAGAGGAUAUCGAUGCAAAGACAAGUGGUUGCGCAACGAGACCUCAGUGCGCCAUUUAUGGGUCCACGGAAAUCUGCCGAUGGGGAUCAACUGCUCGAAGUGUGGGGAAGAAGUGGAUCAUCAUGCCAGCACUGAUCCGGGUCUGUAUGGUUGGCGCUGUGCCUGGUGCCAGCGCUGCUAUCACGAUGACUGCCACAAGGAGAUCAAUGUCAAGGGCGAGUGUGACUUUGGCGAGUUCAAGGACAUGAUUUUCCCGCCUUACAGCUUUGUGGCCGCCCGCACUCGUGACUCGAUGCGCCUGCACCUGGCCAGUAUAACGCCGCCCGAUAUAGAAAACUGGGAGCCCUUGAUUGUGAUAGCCAACACAAAGUCUGGCAGCAGUACGGGCGCCGAUGUUUUGUCCCUGCUGCGUGGCUACCUGCAUCCUAUGCAGGUCAUGGAGCUCGGCUCUCGCGGACCCCAGGACGCGCUGCAGUGGGCCGCCAAGGCUAGUCCCCGCCCCUGUCGCAUACUGGUGGCCGGCGGAGAUGGGACCAUUGGCUGGGUGAUGAACACCAUCUACGCUUUGAACAUAAAGCCCCAGCCCUCGGUGGCCAUCAUGCCGCUGGGCACUGGCAACGAUUUGUCGCGAGUUCUUGGCUGGGGAGCAGAACCUCCCACUACUCUCGAUCCCGUGCAGAUCCUGCGCAACAUUCGACGCGCCCGCUCGGUCAACCUGGAUCGCUAUGACCUGCAAAUCGAGAAACUGCACUAUCGACUGCCCAUUCAAAGACAUCCCACAAAGACGAUACACGUGUACAACUACUUCAGCGUGGGUGUGGACGCGUACAUCACCUACAACUUCCACAAGACGCGCGAAUCUCGUUUCUAUCUCCUCAGCAGCCGCAUUUUCAAUAAGCUGCUGUACUUUACAUUUGGAACGCAGCAGGUGAUGCAGCCAGGCUGCGAGCGCAUUGAGGAGAAACUCACCUUGUACCUGGACAACAAACAGAUUCAACUGCCGGAACUGCAGGCGCUGGUCUUUCUCAACAUAGACUCCUGGGGCGCUGGUGUCAAGCUGGUUGAGCUGAGCAACUCCGAUGGCGGCUCGCGCAUCGUCAACUCAAUCUCCGACGGGGUGAUGGAAGUGUUUGGCAUCGUCUCAUCCUUUCACAUUGCCCAGCUGCAGUGCAACAUAAGCAAACCGGUGCGGAUUGGCCAAGCCAAGCAGAUUAGGUUGCAAGUAAAGGAAACCGUUCCGAUGCAGACAGAUGGCGAGCCCUGGAUGCAGGGUCCAGCGGACAUACGAUUGCAGGCACGCAGCCAGGCUCGUGUCCUCAAGCUGGAUCCAGUCUCCACCUAAUUACUUGACCCCUCGACUAAUCCACAAUGUGCCAGUCACCCUAACCCUAAUCUCUUCAAACAGUACUUAAUUUAAUGAAUGUACUUAACUUUCGAAUUUGUUUUAAGUUGAAAAGUUGCAAUUGCAUUUGAAGGCGCUCUCCGUAGUAAGAGAAAUCCUAAUGCUAGUCCCACAUUAAAACAGGAAUUGCGUCUGAAA